AUGCUACACCGGCUCGACGGCGACCUUGACAUUAAACAUGUUAAAGCACGACCAACAGAAAAGUGUCCAUAAACCAGAUGCCACAUAUUUGAUGUCAGUUGCUAUAUAUGCUAUGAUGAUGGGAAUGUUUGAUGCAACCUCGCUGAUGGGGAUCUCCACCACCACAGCUCUAAUCUUUGUCAGCGUUUUCCUGUUGGUGUUUUGGAUCCUUCGCCGUCAUUUAUCAACACGCAAUCUCCCGCCUGGGCCUUGGGCGUGGCCACUACUUGGCAACUUGCCAAAUCUGAUUGCCGCUGGUGGUGGUGAAGCACACGAAAUUUUUCUGAGAUUGUCUAAGAAGUAUGGGCCUGUUCUGCGCCUAGAUAUGGUGGGUGGAAAGCGCAUCAUCGUUCUCCAUGGCUACGAGGCAAUCUCCAAAGCUUUCAGCAAUCCACUCCUUAAUGAUCGACCUGUGUCUCCGAUAUCCCAGAGCCCUGGCAUAGGUGUCAUCACAGCAUCUGGACAGGGAUGGAAGACUCAGAGAAAUUUGGUCCUGAGGUUCAUGCGAGACUUUAGCAUUGGGAAGUCGGGUUUUGAGGGCUCCAUUGCGCAAGAAGUCAACACACUGAUCCAGGAAUUUAAAAAGACGAAGGGGAAACCUGUGAAACAAGAGUAUCUUUUCUGCAACGCACUCGCAAACAUCAUCUGCUCGGUUGUGUAUGGCACAAGAUAUGACUACAAUGACCCUAAAUUCAAGGAGCUUCUCCAUCACACCAUUCGCAUCUUUGAACUUCUUGGCUCAGGCGGUGUCCUCUUCUUCAUGCCGUUCGUCAAUGUGAUCGCCAGAUUCAUACCGUCCCUCAGGGAGAUUAUUCAGCAUUCCAAGCAAUACAACAUUUUUGUUGAUGAAGCCCUCCUCUGGCAUCAAGCAGACUUUGAUCCACACAGUGCCCCAACAGAUUUUCUGUACUUGUGUCUGAACAGCAAAUACUGGACCCAAAAUAAGAAUCUCGGUAUGGGCCACAUGAUGACAACAUCAGGGGACCUCUUCUUUGCAGGUACAGAGACCACUGCCUCCACGCUGCGAUGGAGUCUUCUGUACAUGAUGGCUAACCCUGAGAUACAAGCUCGGGUUCAGGCAGAAAUUGACUCUGUUGUUGGUCGGGAUCGCCUCCCACAGAUGUCUGAUAAACCAAACCUCCCGUACACCGAGGCUACCAUUCUUGAGGUCCAGCGCAUCAGCAUGAUCUUGUCCCUUGGUGUACCCCACAAGGCUGCUGAAGACACAACACUCAUGGGCUACACCAUCCCAAAAGGAGCCAUCCUGCUACCAAACUUCUGGGCUUUGGGGCGUGACCCAGAGGUGUGGCAUGAGCCACACCUAUUUAAACCGGAGCGGUUUCUGGACAAGGAUGGUUGCGUUACCAGAAAGGAUGAGUUUGUGCCGUUUAGUGCAGGACGUCGGAUGUGCCUGGGAGAACCGCUAGCCAAGAUGGAGCUUUUCCUUUUCUUCACUGGCCUUCUGCAUCAGUUCACCUUCCAGAGACCCGAUGGUGCUCCCCCGAUCUCCUUCAAGUCCACGGCCGGAUUCACAUUUGCCCCCGUGCCAUAUGAAUUCUGUGCAAUUGUCCGUACUUAGCCUUUUGAAAGGCCAUCUUGAUCAGAUGGGAUCAAAACCUUGAUUGCAUACCGUGACCUUAGAUUAGCUGAUCAGAAAUAGAGACCUGUAGCUUUAUUUCUGUGAAAACGUGUUACUAAAGAUAAAAAGAUUUUUGACUAUAUAGCGUAACCGCUUUUGGAGAUCCCAAUUCCCUUCCUCAGAUGUGAAGAUUAGCAAGCAAAAGCACGCAGGAUAUGGCCCCUCAAAAGUAGUGCCGGGACAUUCAAUGAUGCAAUGACAUACAAGCUGUCAAAAUGAUUGACUGGUUGAUUCAUAAAAAUCACAACUUGAUUUAUGUUAUUGUGAUUUGACAAUGGAUAUGAUUGUCAGAUUUCGAUCCAGCAUUAUUUAAUUCUGUUUUUUUUCUAUUCUACAUGGUAAAAGACAUCACCAAAUAAAACGUCAAAGACCUAAUAAUUGGGUUUACACAAAUUACGAUCAAAAUUACAAGUUUAUACGUGUACAUACCCCUAAAUAUGAGCACCUCAGCAUUCUAAUUAAGUUCAAAUCAUUAGUGAGGUUUUGUGAAAAUUAUAUCCUGAAACUGAAAUGUGAUAUCCUUAUGAAAUACUUUCUACUGAAAUGACUUUUGCCAUGAGAAAACGAAUGUAACUACAGUGUGUAUAGUGUAUACUGUAAAUAGCAUUAGUAUUAGCCUGGAGAACUAUAUUGCCGGCAGCUGAAGAUAAUUGUUGUUAGUCACUAAGGAGUGUCAUAUUUAAAUAUAUUUUGUUUUGUACACAUUUCGUUAUCGGUGUUGGGGUAUCUUACAGAUACUGCUGUGAGUUAGCUAGUUUGUCUAUAACAAAAACUACUGGACCGAAUCGGGCGAUGUUGGUUCCAUUUUUCUUCUAAAAAGAUUCUCCACGCGAUGGUAUAGGCCUACAUGUAUGUGGUUUGAGUCUCAAGGUAGUAGAAGUACAGUGUAUGUCAUUCCGGUCUUUUUGGGGACCAUAUGAUUAUAUAGCGCACAGUUAUUAGGCAGGCUGUCAUCCGGUGAGGCACUCACGCCCAUAGCCUUCGAUAAUAACAAUGCAAAUCAGCUAGUAGAGUGUUAGUCGACUAUCAAGAGAAGUGAAUUAUACUUUUAUAAAACAGUAUAAUUAAGGACGAACUUAAUUCCUUAAGUGUUUAUAAGCCAAAACUAGCACAGUAUAUUGUACAAAUUGCCUGGCUGCGCGUUACAUCCCUAACAGCAGUUUAAUGCCACAUUAUUAUGUAGUGUAAAAUGGUAGUGUAAAUGGCAGUGUAAAAGAAUGGACUGAAAUACACCAUGUUGAGGAGUCUUUUUUGUACAGUACGUUGUAUACAGGGUAAAAUAAAGUUUCACAUGUUUUAAGUGG
Molecule: messenger RNA, 2982 nt
Organism: Patiria miniata (bat star)
Lineage: Eukaryota; Metazoa; Echinodermata; Asteroidea; Valvatida; Asterinidae
Product: cytochrome P450 2J6-like
Exons: 5
Coding region: 38-1618 (526 amino acids)
Biological process (GO): xenobiotic metabolic process
Cellular component (GO): cytoplasm; intracellular membrane-bounded organelle
Molecular function (GO): iron ion binding; heme binding; oxidoreductase activity, acting on paired donors, with incorporation or reduction of molecular oxygen, reduced flavin or flavoprotein as one donor, and incorporation of one atom of oxygen
Source: RefSeq, a predicted model, not a curated record